Messenger RNA from Penicillium oxalicum, 330 nucleotides. RefSeq lists its product as uncharacterized. The transcript has a single exon. The record is from RefSeq and is a predicted model, not a curated record. Lineage: Eukaryota; Fungi; Ascomycota; Eurotiomycetes; Eurotiales; Aspergillaceae. The coding region runs from base 1 to 330 and encodes 109 amino acids.
AUGCCGCCGACGUCUCAGGGCUCAGACCUUGAUUUGGCGGGACUGGUAAGAGAUCACGGCCGUGCAGUACCCGCGUGCAGGGGGGCCGCUAUCUCACGGUCUCGCCGAGUGCAGCGCUGGAGUCCAUUUGCUCGCUGGCGGGCUGUGGCUCCACGCGAUGAUCCACCAAAAGGAGGCUCUCUGGUGGACGGCGGGAAGCCUGUUGAAGCGAGAUCGAUGAACUGUACAGAUGCAGAGGCUGUCGGAAGCAGGACGAUGGAGAUGUGUCAUAAAUCAUCUCCAUCGAUGCUUUUUAGUCUCUUGCUCAAUGAUGGAAUCAGGAUGGUCUAG